AUGGCGUCGGUUGCGACUCCGAGGUGUCUUUUCUCGUGCAAUCCAUGUGUGUCGAGUACAUCAGCUCAAAAAUACGCCCCGUCGAAAGGAUGUAUGAAGGUGUACCCCGAUCAGCAUGCCCAUGGAGCCAACCCAGUCGACUGCUUCAGAGCCGUAGGGGUUAGCUGUCCUUGGACUUCGGCCAAAUGUCGCGACUACUGCAGCCGGACAAGUAACUGCAAGGCAGUGGAUUGGGAUCCGCCCAGCAGCCUCUGUUGGAUGCACACGCAACUACAUGCAAUGACACCAGGUGUUAAUAACGUGGUGUAUUAUUUGAAAGUCGGUACCUGUGGAGGAUGUGGGACACCCCCAAUGGUUCGGAACGCCAAUCACAACGGGCAGACAAGGACAAAAAAUGGUGGCAAAGUGAAGUACACGUGUAUUGCUGGAUAUGCGUUUGCUGAUGGAAGGCAAUAUAAAGAAAUAAUCUGUCGUGUAGACAGCUGGGAGCACAUUGAUCAAAUCAUGUGCAGCCUCGUCCGCUGCGGUACACCAACAGGAGUAAGAAAUGCUGUGAAGAACUUCAACUCGGCCCUUGACAAGGAUACACCCGGAAGUUUUUUCUGGUAUUCUUGUAAGCCUGGGUAUCAAGGUGUUGGGGAAAGGGCUGUUACAUGUCAGUUGGACGGCAAAUGGAAAGGAUUUUUCUACUGUAAAGCUCCAAACUCCUGCGAUUCAUUCCCACCGAAGAUUCCAAACGUCUCCGGACAGUUCGACCCUCGCAUCGACUCGAAUGUAGUUGGGGCGACCUUCAGCUACACGUGUGCACCCGGCUACAAACAUGGCGGCGCUGACAAGUCGGUCACGUGCCAGGCAAACAAAACAUGGAAGGGAAACGUCAACUGUAAACCUAUCCAUUGCAAAAACCCACCGACAGUCGAAUACGCAGUGAAACAGCUAAACCCAGCCAACGACAACACUACAUUUGGUAGUUCGUUUCGCUACACAUGUCGGAAGCAGACAAUGCAUGUCGGAGAUGAGGUCAUAACAUGCCAGGCGAAUAACACCUGGACCGGGAGAGUCAAAUGCCAAGCCUUGGUUUGCUUUGAACCACCCAGUGUUGGCUACUCUGUCAACGAUGCCGCCGAAACGUCCAGCAUUGGUCAGACAAUAACAUACGGAUGCUUGAUGGGUAUGGAGUUCCGAGAUGGUAAUCGUCUCAAGACUAUACGGUGUCAGAAAUAUGGCAUCUGGCCGAAAAUUGAUAAAGCUUGUACACACAUCCGUUGCUCAUCUCCACCCGAGGUGAGACAUGCCAAGAUUGUCAACCAUGCCGCCUACUACAACUACCUGUCAAAGUUACACUACAGAUGUGAUAAAGGUCACCGUCAUGUCAAAGAUAGGUACAUCAGGUGCUUGAUCAACAAGAAGUGGCAAGGCAAUAUCAAAUGCAUUGCCUCGACUGGUUGUGGAAACCCCCGCAUCGUGGCAAAUGCUCUAAGACAAUUCAAUCCGAAAACUGAUAAGUCAACAUUUGGGAGCUCGUUCACCUACACAUGUAAGAAGGGAUAUAAGCAAGUCAGUGACGUCGAGAUAUUUUGUGCUUCCAACCUCUACUGGAAGGGCAAUGUGGAGUGUAAGGCGGUCUCUUGUGGGAUUCCGACCCACCCAGCCUAUGCGGCCAAUCGUUUCGACCCCACCAAGGAUAAAGAUAUGUAUAACAGUGUGUUCAGGUACACGUGUAAGGAAGGACACGAGCUGGAGAAGGGCAGCUUUAUCACGUGCGAGGCGGAGGGACGCUGGAAGGGGAAGGUGAAAUGCUUACCUGUGGAUUGCGGUCAGCCCAGGGAUUAUGCAAAUGCCCGUAAACAAGUAAAAAGAACGACCUAUAAAGGGAAGGUAUACUACACGUGCGCUGAUGGCUCAAAGACUCUCGUUAAGACUUGCAAUAAAAGCAAGCAAUGGGAACCAAGUGUCGGCCUAAAAUGUAAAGAAUUGUCCACUGAUCUUCCAGAUACUGUUGACAUGGCUGAUAUCGACCUCGGUGAUUUGUAGUACCGACAUUGUCCGCAUGUGCGUCAGGCAUUUCCUCCUGGCCGGCCCCGAAGUGGCCGCUAUAUGACAACUCGUAACUUUCGAAAGCGAUGGCCAAUUUUAGUGCUGAUAUGUUUUCAUUCUCCCUGAAAUAAUAUUAGAAGUUAUUGGCCACUUUUCAACAACAAACAAACGAGCCUCAUACAUAAAUUUAUAUUUAAAUAAAUUGUAACCAUAACUAUUGACCAGUUUUGCGAGUAAUAAAAACGUACUGUUUAUGAAUAAUCUAAUCUUCUGCCACAGUGUGCAUUACGUGUAUUUUCCCUUGUCGAUGUUGGC
Messenger RNA from Lineus longissimus, 2352 nucleotides. Its product is annotated as sushi, von Willebrand factor type A, EGF and pentraxin domain-containing protein 1-like. The transcript has 12 exons. Lineage: Eukaryota; Metazoa; Nemertea; Pilidiophora; Heteronemertea; Lineidae. The coding region runs from base 1 to 2034 and encodes 677 amino acids. The record is from RefSeq and is a predicted model, not a curated record.